GUGGGCGAAAUGAACAGGGGAGAGCUUGUCGAAGGAAAGAUGGCGCGAUGACCGUACGCGUAUUGAUGCGCGCGCGCAGCUCUUUGCGACCCGCGGGCAGACACUGCCGACAUCCGUCGAAUGCAAGACGCGCAACGCGGAACACCCUAACGGCGAUAAUCUUUCAAAAAGAUUGAAAAAUCUGUUUAGUUUUUGUGCUAUUUCGUGAAAACAGCGGAUGUUCAGUAAAUUCACUUUACAACCGGUGGUGUUUGAAACUAAUAAUGUGAUUGGUGAAAGUGGCUUCCUAAUAAAUGCCUUCAUUGAGAUGUGGCCCCUAAGAAAUUCUCAGCAGCAUACAUGAUUUUAAGUAUAAAGGUAAUGCGAGGAGAUAAACCAAAGUUGUGUUUGCUGGUCGCGACACUAGCACUCGGGUAUGCGUGGGCGGGGAGCCCCUGCGAGCGCAGAGUGACUUGGUGGGACCGGGAGCGGAGUGCGUGUCAGCCCUGCAGCCGCUGCGACCCGCACCAUCACCUCAUAGUGCUCCUCCCCUGCGAACUCCACAGGGACACAGUCUGCCAAUCACUCCGGCAAAUCAACCUCUGGCCCUUUCUUGCGCCACACCGCAAUGCCUCCACCACGGACUCCAGUGAACCCAGUGACUAUGAAUACGACUAUACGGACAGCAAUAGUGAAGUGAAAGAUGUGGAAGAACAGUGGGACUUACAGACCCUUAGUGUGGUGUUAGCGGCUAGUGGAUGUGCGAUUUUCUUUUUAGUGGUACUGUUUGUGUCGUUGUCGCACGCGAAGCAGUGGAAAAUCAUCAAGCAAACACUACAGUCAGACAUGAAAGAUCUGACGGCAAAAAUGAAGUUAAUGGAAGCCGGUGGAGAGUCCCCCUCGGAACCCCCGUCGCCUACAGAUCACAUUUAUUGCAACAUUCAUGGCGGUAAAGAUGCACUGCUCGGUAGGUCAAGCUUCGAAUAAAAAAGGACUGGGUAACGUGUACACACAAGAGAAGCAUCCCUCAUAAUGACCGACGAUAACAAAACGUCCGAGAGAGUACAGUACAAAUUAUAUAAAUAAAGCCACCUCGCAUUUGUGCAGACAAAAGAAAUCAUAUUUUCGAGAUGAAUAAAGAUUCUAUAAACAAUA
Molecule: messenger RNA, 1134 nt
Organism: Amyelois transitella
Lineage: Eukaryota; Metazoa; Arthropoda; Insecta; Lepidoptera; Pyralidae
Gene: wgn
Product: tumor necrosis factor receptor superfamily member wengen
Exons: 4
Coding region: 340-966 (208 amino acids)
Molecular function (GO): protein binding
Source: RefSeq, a predicted model, not a curated record